Ectocarpus siliculosus is the source of this 1908-nucleotide messenger RNA. NCBI's taxonomy places the organism in Eukaryota, Phaeophyceae, Ectocarpales, Ectocarpaceae. The record is from the annotation of a GenBank genome assembly.
GCCAUAUUCUUCAAGGCUGAGGGCGCAAAGGCGGUGAACGCGCAUCAUCGGCGCCUGUCGGGCGAUAGCGCCGCCGGAUCGUUGCUCGCGCCGCUGCUGAUGGUGGUGGUGAUGAUCGCAGUGGGGUGGGGCGUCGCUUGCAUGGCGCUGUACUCUCUUGCUAGCUACCCCAAGCGCAUGCUUCAGGCCGCGUACGUGGGCUUUGCGGGUGUCUGGGGCGUGGCAGCGGCAGCUGCCCUGUGGAAUGGCAUCACGGUUAUUGCGGUAGUGUGCGCCCUUGUGUGCGCCAUCGUCGCCUGGGUGUUCUGGAAGAACCAGAGCCGCCUUCGUUUCGGCGCGGCCAAUCUCAAGGUGGCCGCCCUUGCGGUGAGGUCCAUGCCUGGGACGAUCCGCUUGGCCCUCUUCAUGAGCGCCGUCCAGGUGGUCUGGUCCAUGCUCUCGGCCUCGGCUGCGUGGGGCUCCUUCGCCGCAUUUUCGCCCAUGGUCGUCGGUGCCGACGGCACCACCUACUCGUCCCUGGAGUGUCAGGACAUUGCCGUCCCCUCCUCGCCCUACGGCGGCGGCGAAACUACUGCCGGUUCGGGCCUCUCGUGCCACUGCGGCGGCGAGGUGAUCUCUAGCGACUCUGGGUGCGAAUUCAGCAGCGGUUUCCCGCGCUGGGUGCUCGCGGCCUUCUGGCUGGGGAGCGUCACCUGGGUAAUCGCCGUCCUGCGCAACGUCGUGACGGCUACGGUAGCCGGUUCCGUGGCCUCUUGGUGGUUCUCCCCGGGAGACACGAGGUCCGUGCGCGGUGCCUUCUACCGCGCCACACACAGCUCGUUCGGGUGUUUCCUCCGCAGGUUUCGGGAUGCCGUCGGCUACGCUUCCGCCUACGCCAUCUGCUUCAUCGGCAUCUACGGCUUGGACUUCUCGAAAGCCCUUCGACGAGCGCACGAGCUGUUCCAGAGGCGCGGGAUAACAAUGAUCGCCAACGACGGCAUUGUCAGUGCCGGGCUGUUCCUGCUCACCAUGGGCCUGAUGUCUACCUACGUGGUCGUGGUGUGGUCGAUGGUGUGGUCGAGUAUGGUGAUGUCGAUGGGCGCGCAGUUCUCCGGCAGCUUGUUUUUUUUUAUCAUGUCCGUUGUCGUGGUUUUUUUCUUCGUGCCGGUGGCGGUGUGCUUCUCGACCACCAUGUCCGUCUUGCGCUCGGGCCGCAAGGCCGUCUUCGUCUGCUUCGUACAGGACCCUGAGGCGCUCGCCAACAACCACGGCAGCCAGACGUACGAUGACCUCUCAGGGGCGUGGCAGCAGAUACAGACGGAGUGCCCCGGGGUGGCCAGCAGCAACAUCCCCCACGUGCCGAUCGCGACCAGCCCCAAUAUGGUUGAGAUGCACGACCACCGGGCCACCACCCACACCGAAUAUCAAGUCUGAUACAUCAAAACCGUUUUGUUGGGUGCAUGCCGAUAUCACGAACAAUGAUGAGAUGUACGGCGCCCGAGCCCCGCCGGGUUGCUCCAACAACAACACGCUUGUGUUGACGGUUUUGUUUGAAGUGUACCAGAAAAAUAGGUAAAGCAUUAGGUGGAGUUACAUCUGAGCGGAGGAGGGAAUCCCUUCUCAAUGACAAUGCAAGACGGAGUUCGGCCUCCGAACAUAGACCAGUGGCCCCGUCGAUGGGAUUGAGAGGAUACCAGCGCCUGAUUCGAUUCACCUACAGCAGUAGCAGAGUACCGGCUGGACGUUUGUUGUAGUUCAGCAGCUGGACCAAAUAGUUCGGCAAUGAGAACUACUUCUUCCACCUCUGUAAGCAGGUCUGGUAGGGCGGGAAAUGGCAUGUCGAUGGCGGUGUUAUCACCGCCAACAUCAUCAACCGUACACCCUUUCGGAUAUUCUCAAGAUUUCCGUGUUCAACGUUUUUCUUCUUCG